Aspergillus glaucus CBS 516.65 is the source of this 3020-nucleotide messenger RNA. Its product is annotated as putative Rho guanyl nucleotide exchange factor. Gene Ontology annotation, biological process: regulation of GTPase activity; intracellular signal transduction. The transcript has 6 exons. Gene Ontology annotation, cellular component: cytoplasm. NCBI's taxonomy places the organism in Eukaryota, Fungi, Ascomycota, Eurotiomycetes, Eurotiales, Aspergillaceae. Gene Ontology annotation, molecular function: guanyl-nucleotide exchange factor activity. The record is from RefSeq and is a predicted model, not a curated record. Bases 214 to 2685 code for a protein of 823 amino acids.
CUCACAAUGGCUUUCUAUAUGCAUUCGGGCGUGGUCGCUCCUUCCCAGCUGGCUUUGGUGCGACUUCCAACUGGACUGGAAAUGCCACCCUGUGGCUUCGUGGCUUCCCAAUAUGGGCGGCCUGUCAUCUCUCCCGCUAUGCUACAAACCUCCUCCAUCCGUGAUAGCUUUAUGGACUUCCUCUUUACUAUUUCUACUUGAAGAUGGGCCACGAUGGAGUCUGACGACAACGGCGAUUCACAAAAUCCCCUUUUGGUAAUCGAGGAUACCGAAUCGGAAGCCAACUUGGUGGACGCUCCCGAUGUCCAGGAACCGGAACCAGUGAAUACAUGGUCUCCUAGCACCUUCAAGAAGUUCAUAGACUACCUGCGAAACAAGAAACCCCCUCGACCCCAAAAAUACGUCGAAGGCUGGCACAACGAUCUACCAACUAAGCCACGGGACAACGAUUCACAAGCGAACGAUUCACGGGACCAUAGCUUCGACCACGUCCUCUCGCCAUACCACACUAUUCAGGAGCAACAAUGGGAGCAGUUGUCGGGCUACUCUUCGCAACUGGGAACGGUCAAGACGAAUUCGUUGAGCGCCAUGAGCCAAAGUGCUGUGAGGUCGAGAGGAACAACGCAGAGUACCGUCAAUCGCAGUUCUAGUUCUGAGCUCCGGAGGUCGAUUGAACGGAGGUCGACUGAUAUCGAAGGCUUGAGACUAGUCCCCAGUUCCUCUAUCGACGACGAUGCUCAAAGACGUGCCAUCAAGAGACGCCAGGCUAUACAAGAGAUCCUCACCUCGGAGUCGGACUAUGUCCUGGGACUCAAGGCCCUGACUGGCGUCCUCUCCCUCUUCGAAACGAGACCGGCGAUCUAUCAUAAUGUCCAAAAGCUCCGCGAAAUCCACGAACACUUCCUUGCCCAGCUUCAGAACGUCUCGCCGCCAAAAUCAGCCACCACUGAUGCUGAGCUUGCCAAUCUAAUAUCUGGCGGGCUUUCCAAGCAUUCGAGUCUACGAGGCUUCAGGAGCCUACAGAACCGAUCCCUCAGGACACGCAACUUCAAACAAAAGUUCAAUCUUCGCGUGAAGCUGAUAGCUGCGGAUCCUACUGAAGCUCGGGAUGUCGCACGUGUGAUACAAAGCCUGUCCACGUCCGCUGGGGCCUAUGUGAAAUUCUGCAGCAAUAAGGACCUACUAAAAAAGGAUCUUUCGCUUUUGAGAGAGUCCAUACCGAACUGGGCACUUUUCGAUCAAGGAAUCGAGGCUCUAUCGAGAUCAGUAACACCGAUGGAGAGCCGGAGACCGAAAGAGAACAGGUCCAUGACCUUGAACGAUCUUCUCAUCAAGCCAAUACAGCGGGUCUGCAAAUAUCACCUUUUGCUCAAGCAAUUGUCGGAUUUUACGCUCAGCAGCGACUGCCCGUCCGCCGACCAUGACAUCCGACAAGCUUUGGACAUCAUGAGAGCUCUGGGAGACAAAGUCAAUUCCGCCACCGGUGAUCUCGCCUACGAAGAUCGAAUACGGAAAACAAUUGGGUUGCAAGAGAAACUGGGACCUUUCCAAUCGGACACCUUGCGAGAUAUCUACAAGCAGCUAGGACCAAUGGUUAUGUGCGGUGUUCUGCAUGUGACCUACCAGUCUGGAGACCAUAUAAAAGGUACAUAUAUGGUCUGCACCCUUUUUGAUCAUUACCUCCUCCUUGCCAAAUAUGUGGAAGAGUCCCGCCAGCUCCAACCUGUGACAUGCCUCUAUGUAUGGGAUCUGAAAAUCGAUUGCUUGAGAAAUGGCAGAGGUCUAAGCUGCUACGAAUGUUUGUUCUCGUGGAAGCUGGUAUUCCACCACCAGAAUGACCAUUACGAGUUUGUUUUGAGUGCGUCCACGGCAGCGGAGGGAAGGCAGUGGACGUCUGAAAUCGUCAAGUCGACACAGAAGGUCGAGCCAGUGCCUGAGCCAAGGAAGCUUUCCGUGCUGACGCUCGAUGUGGAACCCUUUGAGCGCCCGUGUGCUCCUCUAGGCCGGAAAUCGUCUGUUCACUCCCUGUCGACAUCGCGCACCAACAACAACUCGCAACAUGUGAUCAUCGAGAAAACGCAUCAUCCCAAUAGCUCGGAAACAGUACACCCUGUUGAAGGAGAAAUUGAAAGACCGAGAGUUAUGCCACCGCAGGCAGCUUUGACACUGGUGACCAGACGACAAGACCGCAUUCGCUUGGAGCAGUUUAUUUCCGACGAAUAUACCCGCGAUGUGCUCCCAUUUCCUGGAAUGGUGCUUGGGUAUCAGGACAAACGACACAAGAAGAUGAAGGGCAGCGUCCAUGCGACAUUCACCAAGCGGUCAGCUUCUCUAAGCAAGAUCGUGAACACGACAACCGGAACGAAUGAUCAUCGUACUGACUCCCUGCCAAAGGGUACGGACGAUGUUCUAGCGCGGCCACUCCAGGAUCUGUUCCCAUACGACGAUGAAAAAGGAGUUGUUCUGCUAGAAGCGUCCCCGGAAGCAAAUCAACCAGCGAGUACCCUCAAGCUCGGAAAAAUGUCGAGAAGAACCACAUCGGCUACUCGGACAGCCAGUCAAGGUUCCAAGUCUUACGGCGUCCUUGGAAGUCCUACCUGGAAAUCGUUCGGGUCCCUUUUCCAUACUAUUUCGCCCAGGAGACAUAAGCGAACAGGCUCAUGGCUGAGCAGGAGUGAGACGUGAAGAUUAUGAUGCAAUGAUAAUUUCUUUUCCCAGUAUAGACACCGGCGAUUAUUCAGUAUAGUAUAUAUGUUGUACGGAGGACUUCCAUUCCAUUCUUUCUCUUGGGAUUGCGAUACGGUGGAGUUGUUUACGGGGGCACUGGCAGAGCUAUGAUGUGAGAGUGGAUAGCUGCACUGUUACUAUUAGCGGUAUCAUAGUAAAUAGACCCUCUUCACUGUUGUAUGGCGUCAUAUCUCCAUCCGGCUGUUUUUGGUGGGGAGAGCUCGGCCGAUGACGUCGGUUACCGCGAGCAGCAGUGAACAGCUCCCUAUUUAGAGGCCUCGAUUCUCGUUAAG